CUCUGUGCGUCUCCUGCAGUGGCUCUCAGAGAGACAAACAGCAGCCUCUGAGCUGGACAGCAGAGCCGCUGACAGACUGAACACAGACGUCAAAAGAAGACUAGAACUUUUUUGGACAUCUACAGAAGUUUCUAGAUUGUAAAUCCAGCGACUCAAAGGUCUGAUCUGUGGUGUCCUGCAGCAGGUGACUAUAAAUAACUCUCUCACUGCUCCGUUAUGAAGAGCCACCAUGAGGACUGAAGCGUCCAACAGGAAGGUGGAUUUGUGAUCUUUACAGAAGAUAUCUGAAGCAUGCCGGCUCCACCCCCUCCCCCGCCACCUCCCCCGCCUGCCCCCCCUCCCCCACCUCCACCCACUGCUGCCCUGCCACAGUGUCCUCUGGAGCCUCCUAAGCCCCGGUCCACCGGAGGUGGACGGAACGCCCUUUUGGCCGACAUCCACAAGGGAGCCAAGCUCAGGAAGGUCACACAGGUCAACGACCGCAGCGCUCCUGCCGCUGAUAAACCAAAGACAAACACCAGAGAUUCUUCUGCUUCAUCUCAGGUCACUGGUGGGAUGGCACCAGUCGGACCGUCUCUGGGCGAGAUGUUUGCUGGAGGGUUUCCCACUCUCAGACCUGCAGGACACAGAGAUAAACAGGGCAAGACCCAAGUGUCACGAUCGAGCUCAGCAGCCUCCCUGAGGCCGCUCUGGAACACGCCCACAUCAUCAGACCGACCCGGUGGACUGGAGCCUCACAGAACCGCAGAGAUCCAGCGACUGCUCACCUCCUCCUCCUCAGCUCCUCCCUCCCCAUCUCACAGCAACAAGCACCCACCUCCUUUUCCAGCAUCCUCUCCCUUUACACCUCCACCUGCCCCUCCCUCUGCUCCUCCCCCACCUCCCCCACCUCAAGCCUACAGCAAGCCUCCCUCUCUCCCCACCUGCCCUCCACCUCCUCCACCAUUCCAGGUCACCAAGCCAACAUGGCUACCCAUCCAGCACCAUGCACCUGUGCCCCAUCCCUCCACCCCACCUCCUCCUCCCCCCGGAGAUCGUUCCUCUGGUUGUUUCUACUCUCCUCCUCCUUCUGCAGCCAUCUCUGAGCCAUCCACCUUUAUACGCCACAGCCCCCUUGGUCCUCCUCCACCACCUCCACCUCCACCUUUACCAGCAUCCUUAACUCCAAGCUGCUCAAACACCGUUGCCCCACCACCACCCAAGUCUGCCCCCGUGCCCUCCUCAGCUAUGUGCUCACUGCCACCCUCAUAUCCCUGCAACGUUCCCACUCGACGGCCACCAGCUGUGCCCAGAAGCUUAGGUGUGGGUCGACUGGCUCCUCCUCCCGCUCCACCGGCACGCUCUCCCACCACGGAGUUGUCCAUCCGCAUUCCUCCCCCUCCACCACCUCCUCCUCUGCCGCCGUUCAGCCUCAGGAACGGACACCUGAACAGCCUGAAUGAUUUUGAAUCCAAGUUCCAGUUCCACCCAGUAGAGGACUUCCCCCCACCAGAUGAAUUCAAGGCAUACCCCAGAACCUACCCAAGCAAAGAAAACAGAGCGAACCCCAAACCGCCCGGGAUCAGAGCACACCUCAGAUGAGUCACUCUUCUUCCAAAAGAAGCUCUUCUAACGGCUCUAGAUGACAACAAAACGUGUGUGUGUGUGUGUCCAAGUGUCAAACACGGUCCUGCCUGUUUCUGACAGUGUGACCUCUGACCUUUCUCCAGUGUGGAAUGUUUUGUAUGUGUGAGGAGGAGGACUGACCACAUGAUGUCCCUACAACAGCACACACACUCCAACCACACUUUCCUUUCUUCGUUUAUCCUCUUUAACGUAUUUUACAGUUUUUAACAGAUUAGGUGCUCCAUUAAUAACACAUUUCUAGGAUUUUAUUUUCUUGUAACAUUGUCUUCAAUAUUUAGACAAGAUUAGUCACAAAACUUCUAGUUUGAGACCAUAGUAGCAGGAGUGUAAUAAAGUGGACAUUUAUUUUAUUGUGAAAUCAGAAAACAUGAUUAAAUGUGAAUUUUUUGGCAUUAAUCUUCAUUAUGAAGUGAACUGUGUGUGUUUGUACACAACAGAGUGAUAUUUAUUAGGAUUUAUUGUGACUGGACUGAUGCUGAGAUUAUUGAACUGUAUCCGUUUUAGUGUUGGAUGCUAAAUAAUAAAUAAGGUAUGUUGUUUCCUCCUUAGAAA
Nothobranchius furzeri (turquoise killifish) is the source of this 2178-nucleotide messenger RNA. RefSeq names its product WAS/WASL interacting protein family member 3 (gene wipf3). NCBI's taxonomy places the organism in Eukaryota, Metazoa, Chordata, Actinopteri, Cyprinodontiformes, Nothobranchiidae. The record is from RefSeq and is a predicted model, not a curated record. Gene Ontology annotation, molecular function: actin binding.